AUAACUUUAUGAUCUAGCACCUUUUGAUGUUGACAUGCCUCGAAAGAAUGCAGAUCAUGUUCAAAAUUUAAAUUGUUUGCGUCUUUGAAAACAUUAUGUGUUAAUUGCUGGAGCUUUUCAUCGACCGAACCUCUGACUGAAAGUUGUAAGGACCAUGGGAUUGUGAAAAUGAACUCUUUGUACAAUGGCAGUACAAAACGUGUUAGGCAAGGCUAGAGGCCUUCUUGUAGAUUCGUUGUUGAUCCAUGUGAUAUUGGAAGCCUUGAUGAUCAAUUUUCUGAUACUGAAGGAAGUCAAAUGUAACAGUGUUUCCUGUCCAGUAUCAAGACAAACUAUGGAUAUUGUUCCAAACUGUCCAACCAGUGAAUCAGAAUGGAACAAAGCUUCUCAAAGAAAGAACUGUUCAGCUUUUGCCAGCCAGUGUAGUGAGCCUAACAAACUUGUGUGCCACUGUGUGAUCAAUCCAUUUGUAAAUCAAACACUGGAAGUCUGUGCUUAUGGGAUGUAUAUUGUUUUAGGUUAUUGUACAGAGUACAGCUACAGUGGCAAUAUAGUCCAGCAGAAUUAUGAUACAGACUGUUCCCAAUUUACCCAGAAUCCAUGUCCCAGUGGCUACCACUCCACAGAAGCAUACAAAUACCCCGGUUGCUAUGAGCUGACAAAGAAAUCCACAGUACAAAAUGCAACUACGGUUGCCUCUGUCCCAACCUCUGACACAAAUGUACCAACUCAAAAUGUGUCCAAGGUUAAAGAGUACGUUAUAUAA
Messenger RNA from Saccostrea cuccullata (small rock oyster), 766 nucleotides. RefSeq lists its product as uncharacterized. The transcript has 5 exons. The record is from RefSeq and is a predicted model, not a curated record. Lineage: Eukaryota; Metazoa; Mollusca; Bivalvia; Ostreida; Ostreidae. Bases 185 to 766 code for a protein of 193 amino acids.